GACGGCCAAUCCCGUGAUGUGUAUCUGAGUGCAAUGCUGUCGCCCAUCUUCUAUAGGACCAAACUACGUUUCUUUAAAAACAUUAACCGACAGACAUCAGUUAACAUCAUCGCACGAAACAGCUUGUACGGGAGGUGAUUCUCUUUUAAAGCGGCUAAUCGUUAGCGGACUUUUGUAGAUAUGGCGCGUACUAAGCAAACCGCUCGUAAAUCCACUGGAGGUAAAGCUCCUAGAAAACAACUUGCAACCAAAGCUGCGCGUAAAAGCGCACCUUCUACGGGUGGUGUAAAGAAACCUCAUCGUUACAGGCCUGGUACUGUGGCGCUGAGAGAAAUCAGAAGAUAUCAGAAGUCCACUGAAUUAUUGAUUAGAAAAUUGCCAUUCCAGCGACUGGUUCGUGAAAUUGCACAGGAUUUCAAAACCGAUCUGCGUUUCCAGAGUGCAGCGAUUGGAGCUUUACAAGAAGCUUCGGAAGCUUAUUUGGUCGGGUUGUUCGAAGACACAAACUUGUGUGCAAUUCAUGCAAAACGUGUCACAAUUAUGCCUAAAGAUAUUCAGCUAGCGAGACGAAUUCGCGGUGAACGUGCUUAAGCAUUCUAUAACUCAGAAUUUUUAACUGUUUCUUUAAUCAAGUUCAUUCUUGUCACAUUUUUGGACGUUCUCACACGCUAUCAAAUUCAUUAUAGUUGUGUUGUUUUCAUAAAUCAUUACUCUAAUUGACACUGCCAAGCUCUUUGAAAGAUAGGAUGCGGGAGAUAAAGUAUAUCUAUUAAAUAUAUUUCGUAGGAUAGUCGAACAUGUUUAUGAUUUAGUAAUAGAGAAAUAGAAAAAGGCACAGAUCAGAGUAUGUAGUUCAUAACAGAUAGUAAGAACACUUUGCGUAAUUAAUACUUUCUCUUUGUAUAUUGCAAUAAGUAAAAUGGGUGACAUGAAAGCAAUUAAAUGUAUGUAGAAUUAAUAUAUUUGCAGAAGAAGUUAGUUACUCUCACUACUGUGUUUCCUUUAUCAUUAGUACUGUUCUUUUUAUUAUUGAAUGAACUUAUUUUACAAUAGACUGAAUUUAAAGUGUUUUGUAAAAUGAAUCUCACGUUUAAGUAGAUCCAAAUAACACUAUACCACUUCGUACUAGAAACUAGGAAAUUAUAAUGUUAUAGAAUUAUAUACUAAAAGUGCCGUAGACUUAUUCGUCGUAGUUGUAUUUGCAUUGUCGAAGUAUCAGAAUUGGUUUGCAUUUAUAUUUCAUGUCACAUUUUAUUUGAAUUAAAGAAUCUGUGACCAUGAAAGUAUAGAUCAAUCUCGAUUAAUGUGUUAUUAUUUUAGUAAGUAUAAUAAUAAGAGUAAUCAAUAGUUUACAGCCUUUUUUAAUUGAUGUAUAGAAAUUUGUAAUAAACGUAACUUGAAUUCAUAA
Nomia melanderi (Alkali bee) is the source of this 1408-nucleotide messenger RNA. Its product is annotated as histone H3.3A. Gene Ontology annotation, molecular function: protein heterodimerization activity; DNA binding; structural constituent of chromatin. Gene Ontology annotation, cellular component: nucleosome. The record is from RefSeq and is a predicted model, not a curated record. NCBI's taxonomy places the organism in Eukaryota, Metazoa, Arthropoda, Insecta, Hymenoptera, Halictidae.